Fundulus heteroclitus (mummichog) is the source of this 1176-nucleotide messenger RNA. It is a transcript of the gene dut, whose product is annotated as deoxyuridine triphosphatase. NCBI's taxonomy places the organism in Eukaryota, Metazoa, Chordata, Actinopteri, Cyprinodontiformes, Fundulidae. Gene Ontology annotation, molecular function: magnesium ion binding; dUTP diphosphatase activity. Gene Ontology annotation, biological process: dUMP biosynthetic process; dUTP catabolic process. The record is from RefSeq and is a predicted model, not a curated record. The transcript has 6 exons. The coding region runs from base 586 to 1086 and encodes 166 amino acids.
GCUUUGGUUUUUAGUGUUAUGUUGCAUCACAUAUUGUGUUCAGACAGAGUUAAUGAACCCACUCCCACGUCUCCCGUUUCAUCCCGGCAUGACAACCGCGUAAAGAGGAGAUAGAAGCCUUAAAAGGACUUCGCAUUACAUCACAAGCUAAUGCGGCUCCAUGGAUUAGCUUGUUUACAUCCGCAACUGAGUCUUCCGAGCGUCACGGAAACUGCGGUUCACGUUAUAAUGUUUAAUUCUGGUUUGGUCACGAAAUCGUUUUGCCCGAUUCGUAACCAUAUGCAGUUUUGUGGGUGUCUAUUGCAGGUAAUGCAGUGAAAUAGUUUGCAUUUUGAGUUGCACACUUUUAUUUCCGGGGGUGGAAAUGACGUAUGGAGGCGUAUCUACCACGUGGGUUCUACGCUUCGCCUCUGAGCGGGAACGUCAAUUCAUUCCCGCCCAGAAUUUGAGAAGCAGGUCAAAAGAGAUAAGAGUAGCGUUUAAUUUCACUUAGAUAUAUUUGUCUAAGCAAAACGCGUAGUUUGCUUUAGUCGGAAUAAUUUAGUUGGCUUGUUGUCAGGUUUGUAGCGUGAACGCGUUGCCAUCAUGCCCGCCCUGGAUGUUACAGAUGUGUCUCCAUCCAAGAAAGCCAGGACAGAGACAAAGCCUGAGGAGGAAAAACACGUGCUUCGGUUCUCUAAACUUUCGGAGCAUGCCACGACACCUACGCGAGGUUCUGCAAAAGCAGCGGGAUAUGACCUCUACAGUGCCUAUGACUACUCCAUCAUGCCCAUGGAUAAGGCGAUUGUAAAGACAGACAUCCAGAUUGCUGUUCCCCACGGCUGUUACGGCAGAGUUGCACCAAGAUCGGGUCUGGCAGCUAAACACUUUAUUGAUGUUGGCGCUGGUGUUGUUGAUGAAGACUACCGGGGUAAUGUUGGUGUUGUGCUCUUCAACUUUGGCAAGGAAACAUUUGAAGUGAAAAAGGGAGACCGGGUUGCUCAGCUGGUGUGUGAGAAGAUCUGCUACCCAGAUCUGGUGGAGGAAGAGACACUUGAUGAGACUGACCGCGGUGCUGGAGGCUUUGGAUCUACUGGGCGCAACUGAAAGCGGCAAAUGUUACGUUAUUAGCAAUACGUUGUUCAUAUUUGGGUUGUAAAAAUAAGGUUCUGAUAAAGCUGUUUUUUUUUUCAUACU